AUGUCUUCAACGACGACCACGUCUAUCCAGCUGACCGACAAUGUCGGCUGGGCUUCUAGCCGGCCCAACGCCGCCGUCGGCACCACCAGCCGUACGAGAUCCUCCGCCGCCGCCGCCGGCCGCACCGCGGAGGAAGAGGAAGAAAUACUCGCCGCAUCGCGCGCGGCCGACUCGGACGCGCCCGACGGCGGCUACGGCUGGGCAAUUGUCGCGAGCGGCUGCGUGCUCAUGUGGUGGGGUGUCGGCACGACCUACGCCUGGGGCGUGAUUCAGCGCACGCUGGUCCGCGACGGGCUCGCGGGCCCGGCCGUCGUGUCCUUUAUCGGCUCGCUGCAGGCGGCCAUGGUGUCGCUGUGCGCGACGGCCAAUGCCUGGCUGCUGCAGCGUCUUGGCCCGCGGCGGACGGCGCUGACGGGCGUGGCGCUGAUGGGCGGGUGUGAGAUUCUGAGCAGCUUCACGACGCGUAACCUGGGAGGUCUGUUUGUGACGUCCGGGGUCAUGUUUGGGCUCGGAGCCAGCUUCAUCUUUUGUGUAAUUACGGCGAUUCCAUCACAGUAUUUUAGUAAAAAGAGAGGUUUGGCAAACGGUCUCAUUUUCGCAGGCAGCGGCCUCGGCGGUGCCGCGAUUAGCUUUGCGCUGGAUCCUCUGAUUGAAAAGAUUGGUCUCACCAUGGCGUAUCGCGUCCUCGGCAUCGCGACGCUCGCCACGGGACUGCCCGCCGCCUGGAUCAUGAAGGAGCGCACCCGCCUACCGCGGCGCCAGUUUAUCGAGUGGAAAAUGUUCAAGUCGGCCAACUUUGUCCUCAUCUGCGCCGCCACAGCCAUUGGCACCUUUCCGCUCUACGUGCCGCCGUUUUUUCUCCCGCUCUACGCCAACUCGCUCGGCUUCUCGUCGUCGACCGGCGCUGGCCUCGUUGCCGGCUUCACCCUGUCGUCGGCGGUCGGCCGCAUCGUCUGCGGCUACCUCUGCGACAUGAUGGGCGCCAUCAACGUGCUCCUCACGUCCCUGGUCCUGACGGCGCUGAGCAUGCUGGCCAUCUGGCCGGCGUCGACGACGCUGGCUCCCCUGGCGCUGUUUGUCGUCGUCAACGGCCUCUCCAACGGCGGCUUUUUCUGCACCAUGCCGACUGUGGCCAGCAACGUCUUUGGCAGCGCGCGGGUGGGCGUGGUCAUGAGCAUGAUCAUCACGGGAUGGAUCGGGGGGUAUUUGAUGGGCGCCCCCAUUGCUGGCUAUUUGCUCGAGGCGUUUGGCGGUGCUGAAAAGGGCCUGACGGCGUAUCGACCUGCCAUGUUUUACGGCGGCUCUCUAAGUCUUGUCUCGGCGCUUUUGGUUCUAAUUGCAAGAGUGCGAGUCAACAAAAAGGUGUUUGUCAAGGUAUAG
Beauveria bassiana ARSEF 2860 is the source of this 1380-nucleotide messenger RNA. RefSeq names its product major facilitator superfamily transporter. Gene Ontology annotation, biological process: transmembrane transport. Lineage: Eukaryota; Fungi; Ascomycota; Sordariomycetes; Hypocreales; Cordycipitaceae. The record is from RefSeq and is a predicted model, not a curated record. The transcript is spliced from 5 exons. Gene Ontology annotation, molecular function: transmembrane transporter activity. The coding region runs from base 1 to 1380 and encodes 459 amino acids. Gene Ontology annotation, cellular component: fungal-type vacuole membrane.